Gossypium raimondii (Peruvian cotton) is the source of this 1508-nucleotide messenger RNA. RefSeq lists its product as uncharacterized. The transcript is spliced from 2 exons. The coding region runs from base 106 to 1293 and encodes 395 amino acids. Lineage: Eukaryota; Viridiplantae; Streptophyta; Magnoliopsida; Malvales; Malvaceae. The record is from RefSeq and is a predicted model, not a curated record.
AAAAAAAACCAAUCAUAAAAAGGGAUCCUCCUCCAAUACCUCACCAUUUCAAAGAACCAAAGGGAGAAAGAGAGAGGAAGUGUGUGUUAGUCAGUGGCAGUAGUGAUGUAUGUAACAAGGCCCCUUUCUUUAUACAGGAAAUCGCCAAAUGCCCUUGAAGAUGAACCACCUGCAGAAGGCCCUUAUUCAGGUUAUUUAGUGAUUACAGAUGAAGAGGCUGAGGAACAAGACACCUUCUGUUUCGGGGCUAUUAAGAGGAAGGCUGUUGAAAAGCUGCCUUUCCCACAAGACAAGAUGUUGAAUGUUGUUCAUUCAUCGGAGGUUGAGGAAACUAUGGUCACUAGGGUCUGGUUUAUUCCUGUUCUUGAUCAGCCUCUUUCUUCUAAUCACUACUAUGUUAUUCGAGCCAAAGGCAGAUACAAAGGGCUAGCAUGUACAAGUUCAAGGGAGAUAGAUACCAAACUAUGUUGUUUCUUCAAUAAUGGUGUAAGUGAUGCAAAACCAAAACCAUUUGAUCACCGAAACGUAUAUCAACAGUUCAAGAUCCAUCGUCACCAUAGGCACAGCUUCUUCGCUAAAUCCACCGCUACAGAUUCAGUCCCACCAAAAUUUUUAAGGAGAAAUGGAUGGGAACUUCGUAUCUCGCUCUCAUACAGGUUACAACUAAACCAAGCACUAGGCCUCGACUCAUCUCUCCGAAAACGCCUCCCCAGUUUCGAUUUCCCCAUGUACAACAAGAAGUCACCUUCAGUUGUCAUCGGACAAUGGUACUGUCCCUUCAUAUUUAUAAGGGAAGAGUCGAGACUAAGGCGACAAAUGAAGAAAUCACUGUUCUACAUGAUGACACUGGAGCAAUGGUGGCAACAGAUUCAUUCAUGCGACAAAGUGAACGAUGAACAAACUGAGGUGAAGAUGAGUAAAAUCGUGAAAAGGGAAUUCAUUUCUGUGAAUGGUAUGCUUGGUGAGAGAGAAGACACGGUUGGGCAAGGAGGGUUUUGGUGGUUCAAAACUUUACCGAGAAACGAUGGCCGAAAGAGCAGCAGUGUUGGGUUGAGUUUAGCUAUAAUGGAGAAAAUGAAAUGGUUACAAGAGGAAGGAGGAUGGUAUAAAGGAGAUGAAAGUGAAGUGAGGGUUGAAAGAGAAGAAGAAACAAGAAGUGAAGAAAGUGGUGGGUGGAGAAGAUAUGCUUGUUAUAUGCUGGUGGAGAGCUUUCAUUUGAGAAGAAUGGAUGGGAGUUUGGUGCUAAGAAGUGAUUUUAGGCAUACUCAAAAGAUUCGAUCUAAAUGGGAAUGAAUGCUGUUGAUAUGUUAUCAGUUAAUGAAGCUUUAAUCUACGGCUUAAUUGGGUUCAUCUUCUUGUAUGUUUUAAAGUAUUACAUGUUCGCUCUAAGAGCUGGGGGAUACUGGAAGCAGUUGUAAUUAUCUAUCUAUGUUAUCCCCCAAGAAUUCAUACUACUCCAUGAAUAUUUUGAAAGCAAAAUAUAUUAUGGUUUUGCCAUUUCAGAUUUA